AUUUUCUUCAAUUCCAGUCUUCCCCUUGGGCCUCUCUUGGCAUUUGCACAGCUCUGCGCAGGAGAGAUGAGUGGGCACGACUCCAAGUAUUUCUCCACCACCAAGAAGGGUGAAAUUCCUGAGCUCAAAGAAGAGCUCAAUUCACAGUACAAGGAUAAGAGAAAAGAUGCAGUUAAGAAGGUCAUUGCUGCAAUGACGGUGGGGAAGGACGUAUCUUCACUCUUUACAGAUGUUGUGAAUUGUAUGCAAACAGAAAAUUUGGAGCUCAAGAAGCUUGUGUAUUUAUAUCUCAUCAACUACGCAAAGAGCCAGCCUGAUCUUGCUAUACUCGCAGUGAAUACAUUCGUAAAGGAUUCCCAGGAUCCAAAUCCUUUGAUACGCGCUUUGGCUGUGAGGACGAUGGGAUGCAUUCGUGUUGAUAAGAUAACAGAGUAUUUAUGUGACCCAUUGCAGCGUUGCCUCAAGGAUGAUGACCCAUAUGUUCGCAAGACGGCAGCUAUAUGUGUUGCUAAACUAUAUGACAUUAAUGCAGAGUUGGUAGAGGAUAGAGGCUUCCUAGAUGCUCUCAAGGAUUUAAUAUCUGACAACAACCCAAUGGUUGUUGCAAAUGCUGUUGCGGCUCUUGCGGAGAUCCAAGAGAGCACUAGCAGAGCCAUCUUUGAGAUCACCAGUCAUACACUUACAAAGCUUCUUACUGCUCUAAAUGAAUGCACCGAGUGGGGUCAAGUUUUCAUUUUGGAUGCUCUUUCCAAGUAUAAAGCAGCUGAUGCUCGUGAAGCUGAAAAUAUAGUGGAACGAGUUACUCCUCGAUUACAACAUGCAAAUUGUGCAGUUGUGCUCUCUGCUGUAAAGAUGAUCCUCUUGCAAAUGGAACUGAUUACCAGCACCGAUGUAGUCCGGAACCUUUGCAAGAAGAUGGCCCCUCCUCUUGUGACAUUACUCUCAGCAGAACCAGAGAUUCAGUAUGUUGCUUUACGCAACAUAAACCUAAUUGUGCAAAAGCGGCCUACUAUACUUGCCCAUGAAAUCAAGGUGUUUUUCUGCAAGUACAACGAUCCAAUUUAUGUGAAGAUGGAAAAGUUAGAAAUCAUGAUAAAGCUUGCUUCUGACAGAAAUAUCGACCAAGUUUUAUUGGAGUUCAAAGAAUAUGCUACAGAAGUAGAUGUAGAUUUUGUCCGGAAAGCUGUUCGUGCUAUUGGGCGAUGUGCUAUCAAGUUAGAGAGAGCAGCUGAACGGUGUAUUAGUGUCUUGCUUGAGUUGAUAAAGAUCAAAGUAAACUAUGUUGUUCAAGAAGCUAUUAUUGUGAUUAAGGAUAUAUUUAGGAGAUACCCGAACACCUAUGAGUCCAUAAUUGCCACACUUUGUGAGAGCUUAGACACCUUGGACGAGCCAGAGGCAAAGGCUUCAAUGAUUUGGAUUAUUGGUGAAUAUGCUGAAAGAAUUGAUAACGCUGACGAGCUUUUGGAAAGCUUUUUGGAAACAUUCCCGGAGGAACCUUCCCAGGUCCAAUUGCAGCUGCUGACUGCAACAGUUAAACUUUUUCUUAAGAAACCAACCGAAGGGCCACAACAGAUGAUCCAGGUUGUUUUGAAUAAUGCAACUGUUGAGACUGACAAUCCAGAUCUGAGAGAUCGUGCAUACAUAUAUUGGCGACUCCUAUCAACUGAUCCUGAGGCAGCAAAGGAUGUUGUUUUAGCGGAAAAGCCUGUAAUCAGUGAUGAUUCAAAUCAGCUUGACCCUUCUCUCUUAGAUGAGCUUCUUGCCAACAUUGCUACAUUGUCCUCUGUCUAUCACAAGCCCCCUGAUGUGUUUAUAACACGCGUGAAGACCUUGCAGAGAACUGAGGAAGAGUAUUAUCCUGAUGGCGAAGGAGGGAAUUCGGAAUCACCUUAUCAUGCAACUAAUACUGCUGCAUCAUCACCAGCCACCACAAGUAAUGCACAGCAUCCUGCUGGAAAGCAACCAGCUGCCGCGCCUGCAGCUCCUGCACCCGUUCCCGAUUUACUUGACCUUGGUAUGGACAAUAACAACAGUGCCAUUGUAUCUGUCGAUCAGCCUGCAAGCCCUGCUGGACCUCCUUUGCCAGUUCUAUUACCAGGGUCUACUGGUCAAGGUCUACAAAUCAGUGCUCAGCUGAUAAGAAAAGAUGGCCAGAUAUUUUACAGCAUGUACUUUGAGAACUAUACACAGAUUCCACUUGAUGGGUUUAUGAUCCAGUUCAACAAGAACACGUUUGGUCUUGCCGCUGGUGGACCGCUCCAGAUACCCCAAUUGCAACCUGGGACAUCCACUAGCACUCUUCUGCCUAUGGUUUUGUUCCAGAAUAUAUCUCCUGGUCCACCAAGUACACUUCUGCAGGUUGCUGUGAAAAACAGUCAGCAACCUGUGUGGUAUUUCAAUGACAAAAUUUCAUUGCUUGUAUUCUUUUCCGAGGACGGAAGAAUGGAGCGAUCAACAUUCCUUGAGACAUGGAAAUCUCUACCUGAUUCAAAUGAGAUUUCUAAGGACUUUCCAGCAAUAGUAGUGAACAGUGUUGAAGCGACCUUGGACCGGUUGGCUGCAUCCAACAUGUUCUUCAUUGCCAAACGCAAACACAUAAACCAAGAGGUACUGUAUCUCUCAGCCAAGAUUCCUCGGGGAAUCCCUUUCUUAAUUGAACUUACCGCAGCAAUUGGUGUCCCUGGCCUCAAAUGUGCUGUAAAAUCUCCAAGUACCGACUUGGCCCCACUUUUCUUCGAAGCCAUUGAGACUCUCCUCAAGAGUUACUAAGCUUGUUCUUGCUUUGCGCCUGAUCCUCAGCUGGUCUACCCUGGUUUUUUCUUCUGGAUAUAGGUUUUGUGAUAUUGUUGAAUCUUUGGACAAGAUUUUGGAGUUCUUUAUUAUUUGUUAUUAUUUAGUUUAAUUUCACAUCUGUCAAGACAGCUAUCAGCCUAUUUUUGUGGGCAUAUAGUGUAGGCUCUUGUAAAAAUGAUUUUGCUUGCUACCACUUUAUAUGAUCAUUUUCAAUAUUUGCCCUAU
This is a messenger RNA of Sesamum indicum (sesame), 3018 nucleotides long. Its product is annotated as beta-adaptin-like protein C. Gene Ontology annotation, biological process: intracellular protein transport; vesicle-mediated transport. NCBI's taxonomy places the organism in Eukaryota, Viridiplantae, Streptophyta, Magnoliopsida, Lamiales, Pedaliaceae. Gene Ontology annotation, cellular component: membrane coat; clathrin adaptor complex. The record is from RefSeq and is a predicted model, not a curated record. Gene Ontology annotation, molecular function: clathrin binding.